Ceratitis capitata (Mediterranean fruit fly) is the source of this 2682-nucleotide messenger RNA. RefSeq lists its product as uncharacterized. Gene Ontology annotation, molecular function: protein binding. Bases 269 to 2623 code for a protein of 784 amino acids. The transcript is spliced from 3 exons. Lineage: Eukaryota; Metazoa; Arthropoda; Insecta; Diptera; Tephritidae. The record is from RefSeq and is a predicted model, not a curated record.
CAGCUUAUACAUGCAGAGAACGUAUAACAUAUAACGUUCUCUGAUACAUGUAUUCCAUUCUGCAGUUUCGUGAGUUUAAAAAAUUCCUGGCACUGAUUUCGAAUAAAAAAAAAACAAGAAGUGUUUAUCAAUAUCAAAUUGAUAUAUGUAUUUAUUUAUCAGAAUGAUUUAGUGUUAAAGCAAACCACAAACCUCUUGAAAACAAUAUUUUUCAAGCGCAAACAAGGAGUGUACUGAUAAUCAGGAAAUCGCCACUUUAAGGCGGGUUAUGGAAGGUAUUAGCAAGGAAAUUAAGGCUUCAAAUGUAUUACGAAUGCCAACAACAAAUAAUGAUAAAGUUACGAAUGUGUUUUUGCCGUGCAAGGACACUGUCAAUGUCGAACAAAAAAAAGACAAGUCCAAUGUUACAAUGGCUGAUACCACGUUUUUCCAAAAAUACAUUGGUUCGGUACACCUAGAUUCAUUGCCCGAGGAGAUUUUGGAAUUCAUACUUACCUAUCUUCCUCCAUAUAGAGAUUUGGAAUGUUGUAGACUGGUUUGUAAACGAUGGAAUGCAGUGGUUAAAAAUUUAAUUCGACGUUCGAAAUUAAACCUACAUAAAGGUUUAAUUGAAUACCGUUUAAGAUGGGAAAUUUUUUCCCAGCAAACUGCGACUAACGUAGCUGAGAGUAAAUAUUUGGCAAAGAAUCUGUCAAUACCACCCACGCAACCACCAAUAAUCGCUGGACGUUUUUCGCAUUCAACUGUGAGACAUGGAAAUUCAAUGUAUGUUUUUGGUGGCGGAUCAUCGUCUGAUACUACGUUCAACGACUUGUGGCGUUUUGACUUAUCUGAAAUGAUUUGGGAACGUCCCUUGUCUAUGGGCUCCUAUCCAUCACCAAAGGGGAGUGCAUCUAUUGUUUGUUGGGGAGAACAACUGGUGUUAUUCGGGGGAUGGCGUUACCCAUCACUGCAUCCACCUUAUCAGCCAUGGUGCUUAUUCGACGAACUUCAUUUCUAUGACUUAAAUAGUAAUCGCUGGACAUUGCGAGUGUCUUUACCAAGCCCUCCUCCUAUGGCGGGACACUCUGCUACAGUACAUGGUGAUAAAAUGGUAAUAUUUGGCGGAUACCAAAUUGCUGAUGGCGUAAAUAGUAAUUCAAAUGAAACAUGGUGUUUGAAUUUGAUAGAGCUAAAAUGGUGGCAACCUCGAUUUAUGGGUAACACAAAACCUCCGCCCCGUUAUGGUCAGUUUCAAUUGGUUUUGGAUGACGAUCACUUGUUGAUUGUUGGAGGUUGUGGUGGCCCAAACAGUGUAUAUUCGGAUGCUUGGUUACUGGACAUGUCGCAAGAGGCAUGGGCAUGGCGAUCAGUCCCAAUCCGAAACAAAAAAUACGGUGCCACACAUAUGUGGUGCAACCCUGCCUGUAAAAUUGGCUCAAAAUUAGUUGUCCUUGGUCCAACACCAAAUAUGCCACAAGAUUUUCAAAUGAUGAAGCAGAUGCGAGUGCCUGUCAGUGGAUAUAGACGUCAAGUUGGAGCACACGGAGGAGCGAUUGGUGGUGUUGGAGGUGCAGCCGCUGACAUGCCUGCACCUCGAUAUGGGGCUGUUCAACAUCAAAAUAAUCGAAAUAAUCCAUUCGACCGACAAAGACUUUUAGGUGGAGGAUUACCAAUGGAAGCAGUUGUAGCAAAUCCACCUCCAGCUGCACAGAGACAACAACCACAACACAGACUCGAUAAUGCUAAUUUGGGCGGUCCUGGUGAACAAUAUUUUGCUAACCGACGAGCUAUACUUCAACAAAAUCAACAACAGCAAGCCAAUGUUAUUUUUAAUAACAAUAAUACUAGUAAUAAUAAUAAUAUUCAACCACGACGGGGACGACUUAGUGAUUUACAUGGUACUUCAUCCGCCCCCAACGCUGCGGUUGUAGAAGAGCGUAAUCAAAACCGUCCAUCCUGUUCAAAUACUUUGGCAGCAUCAUCUUCUAGUUCUUCAACGCUAUUAGUGGUACCAUCGUCAUCAACCAGUGCAUCCGUUUCUCGUACAAAUGGAAUUUCUUCUCCACGAAAUGAUAAUGAUGCUAUUGCGAGUGUAAGUGGAAAUAACUCCAACGACAUUGAAGCGGCGAACCGUUUGCAGAGGAAUUUAGCGCUGCGUUGCAGGGACAACGAACCGCUACUGCCCAAACGUUUUGACGAAUUGUUUGAAGAUCCUUUCCGAAUGGCAGCGUUUAACGUACAAAGCCGACCCCGAAGCGUUUCAAAAGACCAUAAUGAACGUAUACGUCGUAUGGAAGAAAAAAUGAAUGCUCUGAGAAAUUCAAGGCGUAGCGCAAUGAUUGGAGAACCCAAAGCUAUCAAAGAGCCAUCCCCGAAACGAAUUAAACGAAAUGUUCUUUCCUUAUUCGUUUGUGAUCUAUCAUCAGCUAUGGAUAAAGAUGACCCACAUUUACAGUGGAUAGAACAUAAAAACUACGGUGUCAUACCCGGGGCACCUGAAAGGUUAAUACUAUCUACAAUGGUAGCGGGACACGGUGAACUGAUAUUAUUUGGAGGUGUACAUAAAGAGACACUGGGCGAGAUAACGCAUCAGGUUUCGAACUCGGUCCAUUUCCUAAGCGCACCGCGCGAUAUAAUUUAAAUUAUUACUUAAAGACAAAUAUACUUUUAAAAUAAAUUUUACUCAAUAUUUAUGUAUAC